This is a messenger RNA of Cydia splendana, 6177 nucleotides long. RefSeq lists its product as uncharacterized. The transcript has 6 exons. Lineage: Eukaryota; Metazoa; Arthropoda; Insecta; Lepidoptera; Tortricidae. Bases 343 to 1434 code for a protein of 363 amino acids. The record is from RefSeq and is a predicted model, not a curated record. Gene Ontology annotation, biological process: rRNA processing; box C/D snoRNP assembly. Gene Ontology annotation, cellular component: cytoplasm; R2TP complex; ribonucleoprotein complex.
AAAAAAAGUAUCGUUCCUCCUUCUCUCUCUGUCCUUUAUGAAAUAGAAUUAAUUUCUCUUAAUUUUAGUACCUAGACCGUUUUGUAUAUCAAAAUAAGCUGUUAAUUAGACAAACAAAGGUUGUUUUAAAUUAGAUAAUUUGUGAGUGAUAAAGUGUAGACGGUGUAAUAGAAUAGAAACAACACGACCCGAUGCCCGGAAGAGUUCAAUAAACUUCGGAUGUCAUUCCGCCAAGCACAGCCAGGCUGGGCCUAACCGGAAUAUAAAUGUCAUUCGAUAUUUUAUGUACGAUUUUUAGAAGUGAUUUUUACACUAAGCAUACAUGAACUUAUUAUUCUUGCUAUGGAAAAUCAAAACCUACAGGAGCGGACUGUGCCAAUACAGUAUGUUCGGGGUUCGAGAGCUUUUAGACAGUUUAAAAAUCCACCUCAGCCCCAUAUGUGCAUUCAAGACACUAUACGGGAUACUUCGGAGAAAUUGUUUAUUAAUGUGUUGGGAUGGCAAAAAAUCGCGAAUCCGAAGCAAUAUUCGGACCCUAUACCGCUUUACGGAGGAAUGCAGGUGCCGCAGGGCUGUGGACCCAACAGCACUCGGCCACCGCUACUGGUGUUUGCUGUGAUGGUAAAUCCUGACAUCCUGAAGGCCAAUGGGAAAAAUGCUGCCAAACCUAGUGACAGAGAAGCCCUGGUGAGUUUGCUCUGCGACUUUGUCGAGGCUAUGAACCCAGGGCUGGUGCUAGCACGGAACCCAACUAUUUUGAAGGACCGCGACCUGGCGGGUGAGCUCAAGGACGUGUGGCUCGCAGUACAGAACAAGAGAGAACGGGAGAAAGGCAGCCAGGAUGUUAUGUAUAAGGUUUACGACAUUGACGGUAUAGGCAGUGAAGAGCCGGAAGAGUCGCGCGACCAAGGCAAGAAAACAGUCAAAUCGUCUAAACAGAUACUGCUCAACGCCGGACAGAAGUCGGAGUUUGACUCCGGCAUGAACAACUGUCAGAUCAAUCAGAGCCAUGUCAAUAAUACUGACAAUACUACGUAUUGUACACCAGUAUACGGACAGAUAGUUUCAAGCAGAGAAAACCACAAUCAAAUCAACGACAUACAGCAAAAACUUUCAUCAAACGACACCAAACCAUCUACAUCAUUCCGGAAAGACUGGAACACGGUCCACGGGAAGACUCCGGAGGGCUGGGACGAGUUCUCCAAACGGAACAUAUCCACCAUCAAGAGCGGAGAAGACAAGAAAUCUGAGAAGAAAGUCAACGGGAAGCCACACUACGACUUCUUUCCUGUAUUCGACAAUAAGGAAGAUUCUCCAGAGAACUCUGAGGUCAGUGAGGAUAUUAUAGACUCAAUGCAGAAAUUAGUUCUGCAUUCGACUGAUAAAAAAAAUUGUGAUAAUAAUACAAGUGCUCUCAGCUCUUUAAGCUCGUAGUUCGCUUUUAGGCAUUGUUUUGAACUAGUCAGGUUCAAUGUGACGGUAACUGACCAUUUGUAACAUGUUGUAAAUUACAGAUACAAAAAUUAGACUAUUAUUGGCCAAUUUACCCAUAGAUCACGAGUUAGACGGCGACUGAUGGUCACGAGACUUCUUUAGAGGUCUUCCUGAACCACAUUGGGGAUGAAAUAGGAAUCUGGUGCAUUUAAAUAAGUGAUAGAUGGCUCCCUGGCUUCUGCGUUACUGCCUUCAGGUCAUAUGCUGACUUUCCACCGCGAUAUAGCUGAGUGACGAUAUAAUUUAUGCAUUUUAACUAUCUGACAAAGUUUCAACUGGAAUGCAAUGACAUUUUUUUGACGUGUUUGGGUGGCUGCCAUUCCUCAACCCACCAACGGAGCGGCUGCUGACGUCUACGAGGGUUCGUUAAACAUCGCCCUUAAUCUAUGUUGAUGUGUGUCUAUUCAUUCACCUCAACUCUCUUGCCGUAUACCUAACCUACUCAAACACCAUACUUCAGUACCAAUCGUUUAUUAGGAUAAAUUGAGCCAAUUAAACUGAUAUUUUUAGUAUCUGGUAUAUAAAUACAAAGUAUAGACCUUGUGCAGUUGCAAUAAGCUUUACGAAUGAUCAGUUAAUCGAUUAACUAUAUAUCGAGCGAUUUGUCAAUUUUACUGACAAUAUUGAAAUCUGACCACAAUACAAAUACUCUAAGUAUUCUAACUCAGGAUUUCUUGACGUUUUGCAAAAUUAGAAUGUGCCUAUUUUUUUUUUUCAAUAUUGUCAGUGAUACCAAUCAUGAAAUAAACGCAGUUUUAAUGUGCAUUUACUCCUGAAAUUUAAAGUUUUAAACGAAUGAAACUCGAACAAAUUGUACAAGUGAAAUCUCAUUGUUAAUAAAAUAUUGUAUGAAUGAAAGAGUGAAAAUUCUUUUAGAUAGUUCUUUGUUGGUGUAUGACAUCGAAUUGAACAGUGAACUAUUUAAAUGUCUAUUCAAAAUUUCUAGUGGAGGGUUUUUACAGAAAUACAGACAUAAUUUUUCUGAAAUUACCAAAUAUAAAAAGGACACGGACUCCUACUUUACUUUACUAGUGAUUUAAAAAACUUUAGUUCAAUGUGAAACAAGCACUUACAGAAAAAGACUUUAUACUGUUAUAGAUUAGAGUCUUAAAGCACAUACUUAGCAAAAUUGCGACUUAUUAAUUUUUUAGGGUAUUUAAAAAAAAUUAUUGCUUUAAAACAAUUUAUGUAGUGGACCCUAUCCUAUAAGCACCAUUUUUUGUUUUCUGUGACUACCCUCAGUAUCCAGCAUUGUGUGAGCUUUGAGUGUGCGAGAUAUUGGUAAAUUUGUACAUUUAUGCUAUGUUUAUCAUUGUUGCCAAGUUUUUGAAUAUUUAAAUAUAAAUACGGCAAGCUCAUAUCGCGAUAAUGUUCACGGUUGUUUCUUAGUGUCGGAGGAAUUAAUUAAAUAGUUUCGACAAAUAUUAUAGUCGCUUGUUGAUUAAAAUAGAGUUAAAAGCUUAAUUUUUUAGCAUACUUUUAGGAUAUUUUCUCAACAGCUCCGCUUCCAAAUCUUAGCUGAAACAUUAAAUCUGCAAGUACCCUAGUACAUUUGAAAUACACAAUCACUUUCUUGAAGAUGUUUCUAUAAUAAGUAUGUUUCCGUUUAUGAUUUACAAUAUACAUAUAAUACAAACCAUGGUGCUUACACUAUUUUGAAGUUAGCCAAAUAUGACCUUAAACAAUGUCACGAACAUGCUCUUUCCCUUUGUUUCUUGAAAGUUACUUGACAGAUACUUCAAAAGUUACUUUUACUUGUAAUUUCAAGAGAAUCACUCUGCAACAACAUCAAGGAUAGGUGAAUAUUUUUGUUUUACAUGCAAUAUCCAGUAAUAUUUUUUGGUUAAACCUUUUAGCAUGCCUCAAAAUCCUUAAGCUAUUUGAUUCAUUCCCCCGACACUCCUUUGAUCUCAGCUCGCAUUUUAACUUAGACCAGCCUGUCCAACACUGCCAGACGAUGCUUCUACCCACGGUAGACUGAUUUAUAAAAAGUCAAUAUCCUGCAUGUAAUACAUUCACUGUGUAUAAUUUUUAAAUAAAAGUGUAUGCGUCCACGCAUAGAGGAGGUUUUAAAAAAAACAUUUAGAACUGAAGGCGUAACCAAUCAUGUUUUAAAAUAUUAAUUAAAAGUAUUUAUUAUUCAUAUGGCACUGUCUAAGAUUUGCAAUAGUAUAUUUGAAAUAGAAAUUCAACGUCCAAAAUACUUAUGAUUAUGACGUAUACGGGCUCAGGUAGGUAUAUGAAAUUUUAAUUUUAAACCUAUUUUAUUUAUUUGGAAUGUAGAUAAGGUAAUAUUUUUUUUACAUUAGGAGUGAUAAUUUCUAAAUCAAAAACCCUUAGAGAUUAUCUUCAAAUACAACAACUAUCUAAUUCCACUUUUCUUUAGGUAACAAUACAAUACAAAUACCUACUCUUUAUUGCCCACCUUAUUACAGAAAUCAAAUAACUAACGGUAACUUGCCAAUUUUAAACACAUUUCUUAAGACAGUGAAUGUAUUAUUUCCAUGAACAUCCUUGGUCAAACAUCACAAAUCAAAUUAAUAACUAUUAUUUAAAAAAAUCAGUCUUCUACUAUCUACAAUAUCUACACCUUUCGACCUAAUGUUAAAUUAGUUAGAAUUUUGUAACAUUUGUAUUUCAAGCGCAGAACAAAUAUAUCAUAGCGUAGAUUUUAUAUGGUUGUUUAGUCCGUAAUAUAUAACAUACCAGUCUUAUGUGCAAUCUUCACGUCACAUAUAUUUGUAUGUAAUUUAUGAGUGAGUUUCAGUAUUUUUAAUGACACAAUCGUAUUGUUUACAAAUCAACUAACAUUCGUCUAAUAUGUGACGUUCUCAGGAAAAACUAAUGGAAAAGUUUUCUCUUUUACUAAAUACAUUUUAAGAUCAAAAUAUAAAGGCUCGAAUCAUUUUAUUGUAUUCAUGGUGCUGUAAUGACAGUGUCAAUUGUAUUAUAUUUUAGAAUUUAGCUAUGCAGUUAAAAUAUUGUCAUUGUCAUUAUAGGUACUGUUUACUGAUAUUUAUCUCUAUAUUAUCUGAAUGACAGCUAUUUCAGAGUUGGGUUACAUUUAUUUUAAAUAAGUUUAUCCUUAUUUUAUUUCAAUUACACCUAAAUAUGAAGCCCAAGUCUGAUUUAGUGUAUUUAUUUGUACCAAAUCUUCGUGUUUUCCAUACCGAUCUUUAAAAAACAUGUGACUCGGUCGUUCGACCAGUGACAUAAUUCCACAGAUACAAAAUGUUUCACCUCAUUAGCUGAAUAACCUAUUCACGUGUUUUUAUGUAUUAUUUAAAUCCAUAUGGAAUAAAAUGGAGAGCAUUUAGAUUAGAUUAGAAAAGUUAUCUGAUGUAAAUGAUUUACAGAUUAUAUCCUAAAAAUAACGAUAUUGUAUAGCAGUUUGACAGAUCUAAGAAAGAGCCUUCAUUUUAUAGAAUCAUUGAAGGAUAUUUCAUAGAAAGUUAUUUAAUGAUGACUAUCAGAAAUGUAUAAGUGUUUAUACUUAAUAGUUUACGUUGAAUAGGUAUAAAGUUGACGAAAUAUAAAGUGAGUCGAUCUUGUUCAGACUUGUUCGAGAGAUCGGCUUACUUUAUAUUUCGUCACUUACUUACAUAAUAUUUAAGGCAAGAUUGUUCUGAAGUGAGCUUUUAAAUUGACGUUGUGUCGAGGUUGCUUGUCAUAUUGAGUAUAAAUUCAGAAAAUAACGUCUAAAGAUUAUGUAUUCAAUGUAAAUCUAUUUAGCUAACUAUACUGUAAUAUUUAGUUGCCGUCUGUGAUAUUGAAAUCACAAGAAAUGUUACUGACGCGUCUUAAAUAUUCCUCGUGUUUCAGUGAUUUUAUAAAAGUACAAGUUGCAAUUUUACAAGUCUAAACUGGCAACAUUAAUGCGAUUAACAUUUUCUCGACCAAUGAUUAGCCUUUUGACCGGUGUUGCCCGUUUGGUCUUGUAAAAUUGUAACCUGAAGCUUUAAUAAAAUUGGGCCCCGGUAAUUGAUUGAAUAAAUUAAAUUCAAUUACAUGGCAACACUAAACGUCACCCAAACAAACGUUGCCACGUUAUUGUUUUUUUUGGCGGACUUUUGUUGUUUUUUAUCACAGAUCGCUGUAUUUUAUUCCGCUGUCAUUCGCAUAUUUUAUUUCUUUAAAUCUCUGUAAAAAUAUUUUUUGACGUGCUACUUUUUGUAUUUAGACUUAGUCAUAUUUUUAGAGAGAGAGUAUUCCUAAUUUUAUUAAUUUAGACAACUUUUUGUGCCCUAGGCAGUGAUGGUAAAUAGUUAAAAUAGUGUUAAUAUUGUUCCUUCGCGAGUUGUAUAUUAUUUUCUAGAUAAUAUUUCUAUCGUAUUAUAACCAUUGACUAGUCUAUUUUUGCAAUCUUUAUUCUUCUUAUUAUAUUUUCAUAUUAUGUUAGUUUUUAAUAGGUCUACCUCGAAUCAUAUUGAACAUAUUUGGAACUAUGUAUAAUCAAUGGAUAUUUCUUCAACUGUAAAUUUAUCAGUAUGAAAGCACCCCUAUCACGUUAAUUUUCCAUCUAUGAAGUAAUAUUUCAAAGUAAUAUCAUAGAUAGAGAAAUAACUAUAGAUGUAAGUGAUUUUUAUACUGAUUUGUUUAAUUUUAGACGUUGUAUGUUGCAAUGUAAAGGAGUUAUGUCAGAUCUCUUGUUUACAGUAUUUAAAUUACAUGUAAUUUACAAGA